AUGUUGACCACCGCCCACCGUCCCCAGCCCGAAUCCCCACAAGGGAUUCAGGAAAAGGAUGAGCUUCGGAAUUGCAUGUGGGACAUGAUCGACCGGGCGGGGGGCUACGGUGAGGCCUUCAUCCGCCCCAUCCCUCCCGAACAGAUCCGGAGCUGGAUCGAUCACUUCUGUGCGUUGGCCUACCCGAGGGGAAAUCCCGAUGACUAUGACCUGUUUGGCAUCUAUGAUCCGCUCGAAGACCCUCGCUGCGGUAUGACCGAUUCGAUGGGCAUAUUGAGUAUGGUCGUCAGUUACACGGAGAGGGCCUAUCCUUUUGAAAAGGGCAAUAUGAUGCAGGACAAAACAUACUGGCGCUAUUGCUCACCUAAUACGAAGCGCCUUUCGUCGUCCACCUCGGAUGUUCACUCCUGGAUCGUCAAGAGGAUUACCGAACAGUGUGAUCCCGCCACCGCCCAAAAGUACACUUACCUUGAUGUGCCGCGAAGCAGUACGCUCCCGCAUUUGAGCUGCUUUGUCCACGACGAUGAGAUACUCCAGGAUGACGGGUCCCUAUCCAACGGCGAGCUCACCGCCAUCAUGGUGUUGGCAUUGCGGCAAUCGAGCGACCGCACUUAUCGCCACGCUACGGUCAUUCCACUCCUCGUGUUUUCUUGCUCCGGGCGCCAGGUCCGCAUUAUUCAGGGCUGCAUCGACUUUCGGAACUAUCAGUUCGACGUGCGCUGCUCGGAGAUUCUCGACUUCAACGAGGGAGGCAUACGCGGCACCGACGAAAACCUGCGGCGCUUCUAUACCCUCCUCGGCUGGGUGCUCGGUGAACCUGUUGGGAAUAUCGAGCAAUCGCAGGUUCCCGGUAGCAGGCGCUAG
This is a messenger RNA of Cordyceps fumosorosea ARSEF 2679, 864 nucleotides long. RefSeq lists its product as hypothetical. Bases 1 to 864 code for a protein of 287 amino acids. NCBI's taxonomy places the organism in Eukaryota, Fungi, Ascomycota, Sordariomycetes, Hypocreales, Cordycipitaceae. The transcript has 4 exons. The record is from RefSeq and is a predicted model, not a curated record.